GUCGCUUUCCGGCCCCGCCUCUUCCGGUGCACGCGCGGUCAUGGCGCAGGGGCAACGCAAGUUCCAGGCGCAGAAGCCCGCAAAGAGCAAGGCGGCGGCGGCUGCCUCGGAGCGGAACCGCGGCCCGAGGAAGGGCGGCCGUCUCAUCGCCCCCAAAAAGGCGCGCGUGGUGCAGCAGCGGAAGCUCAAGAAGGACCUGGAGGUCGGGAUCCGGAAGAAGAUCGAACAUGAUGUGGUGAUGAAAGCUAGCAACAGUCUGCCCAAGAAGCUAUCCCUGCUGAAGGCCCCGGCGGCCAAGAAGAAGGGGACAGCCUCCUCCAGCAAGGCGCCGUCUUAGGCCAGGACUAGUUUUGUGCAGGUGACCACACGAGCUACACUGUGGGUGGAGGAUCUCUGCUCCCACAACUGAGUGGCACCCGGAACCACGGAUGGGGCCCAGCCAUGAGCAGAGGACCAGCAUAUCUGGAGUGUGGCUGGCUUCCUGGGAGCCCAGAACCAGUGAUGCCAGGAGAAUGCUUUCGCCAGGUUCCUGUGUCUCCCCCUUCCUUCCGCCAGCCCCAUCUGCACUGGUUUAACCCCGAGCAAUAAAAGCUGGCUUUGCUGGCCA
Messenger RNA from Choloepus didactylus (southern two-toed sloth), 607 nucleotides. RefSeq names its product chromosome 25 C19orf53 homolog (gene C25H19orf53). The record is from RefSeq and is a predicted model, not a curated record. Lineage: Eukaryota; Metazoa; Chordata; Mammalia; Pilosa; Megalonychidae. The transcript has 3 exons. Bases 41 to 337 code for a protein of 98 amino acids.